AUGUCCGAGACGCCGGUGGCCUCACCGCGGCCGUUUGCUACGGUCGACGACACGUCUGCGGCACGGGCCGAGUACGAUUAUGAGUUUGUGGGCUAUGGAUCGGAGCUGGUGGUGGAUGAUCUGGAUGCGGCGGUGAUGGCGGCGGAGAUGGAGCAGGCCUCGAUUGCUCGGCAGGCUCAAGCGGCUGCCCGGGCGAGACGAGGAGGAGUAGGCAAGAGCCGUCCCGGUCUGGGCCCGGAGAGCCCGUCGGUGACCGGCGGGCCAAGUGGGCUGGUCCAUUCGGGAGCCGUGCACUCUGGGCCGGUGACGGCGGCGACGCGGCUGCUGGGCCCUCGGACGACGACGAUGAUGCACAAGGAGUACUUUGGAUCGUUUGAGCCGAUGGUGACUGUGGGCGGGCGCGGCGGGCCCGGGACGCCGUACACGACGGCCGGUGACGAUGAGGAGGAUCCGGGCGCUGAGGCGUGGUCGAUCGACGAGCGGCGGAUGUCGACGGUGGCGCGGCGGGCGGCGGCGCCGCACCAGGACUCGACGGCGCAUGUGCUGCUGAACCAGAUGGAGGCGACAGCGAUUGCCGGCAACGACAUCACGGGCUCGGUCCUGUACUGCGCUGGGAUUGUGGGCCAGACAGCGGGCAAGUGGGCGCCGCUGUCGCUGGUCAUGAUGGCUGUUGUGUUGUACGCUUUCCGGCGGGUGUAUGCCGAGGUGGGCGCGGCGCUGCCGCUCAACGGCGGGACGUACACCCUCUUGCUCAACACCAGCUCCAAGUCGUGGGCGGCGAUUGGGGCGUGCCUCACGUUUCUCUCGUACAUUGCGACGGCUGUGGUCUCGGCAUCGAGCGCGAUGACGUACCUGCACGCCAUUGCGCCGCAGGUCGAGGUGUGGUACGCCACGGUUGCGCUGCUGCUGCUUGUGGCGAUGCUAGUGGCGUUUGGCAUCUCCGACUCUGCGCGCGUGGCGAUGCUCAUCUUUGGGGUGCACAUGCUCUCGCUGAUGGCGCUGAUGGUGGCGUCGUCUGUGUACGCGGGCCAGCACGGACAUGUGCUGCGGGACAACUGGGCGGCGGACGAUGCGGCCAACCCGGCGGGCAAGUCUGGGGCGGGUGCGCUGAAGAGGAUCUUCUAUGGCUUUUGCGUCUCUGCGCUCGGCAUCUCGGGAUUUGAGACGUCUGCCAACUUUAUCGAGCAGCAGAAGCCUGGGUCUUUCCCAAGACGCUCCGCAAUAUGUGGGUUGCGGUCUCGAUUCUCAACCCGUGCCUCUCGUUCCUGGCGUGGGCCAUUCUGCCGUACGAGGACAUUUCCAACACGGAUGCGGCGAAUCAGCUGCUUGUCAACAUGGCGCGGGUGGCCGGCGGCGAGGUGCUGCGGUGGGUCAUUGCGGUGGACGCGGUGGCUGUGCUCUCGGGCUCGGUCCUCACGUCGUACGUGGGCGUGA
This is a messenger RNA of Thecamonas trahens ATCC 50062, 1434 nucleotides long. Its product is annotated as amino acid permease. Bases 1 to 1434 code for a protein of 477 amino acids. Gene Ontology annotation, cellular component: membrane. The record is from RefSeq and is a predicted model, not a curated record. NCBI's taxonomy places the organism in Eukaryota, Apusomonadida, Apusomonadidae. Gene Ontology annotation, biological process: transmembrane transport; amino acid transport. The transcript has a single exon. Gene Ontology annotation, molecular function: amino acid transmembrane transporter activity.